Molecule: messenger RNA, 14910 nt
Organism: Coregonus sp. 'balchen'
Lineage: Eukaryota; Metazoa; Chordata; Actinopteri; Salmoniformes; Salmonidae
Source: the annotation of a GenBank genome assembly
AUGUGGUGGAUAACCUGGUGGAUAACUUGGUGGAUAACCUGGUGGAUAAUAAGUGGUGGAUAUAACCUGGUGGAUAACCUGGUGGAUAAUAACCUGGUGGAUAACCUGGUGGAUAACUUGGUGGAUAACCUGGUGGAUAAUAACCUGGUGCAUAACCUGGUGGAUAACGUGGUGGAUAACGUACGUGGUGGGUAACGUGUGGUGAAGACUAGCUGGGCAACUCAAUCAGUAAAUAACACACACCUUGUGAAGCAGAUGAGGUGAAUGUAUAAUUAGCCUACAACUGGUUGUUAUUUCUUUGCCCACAGGUCUCAAACCAUUCACAGUUCAACUUCUCUCAUAGCAUUCUACAGUUGACAAGGAGCUCUUCAUUGCUCCUCAAACUUGACAAAUUUGUACAUCUAACACAGAAAGUUUGUAAAACUAAACCACAAACAUCUGGCAGUCGCUAAAGGCUUUAUGUAUCCAAAGCAAGACAAGACAUUUCUCUGGCUGCUGUGACAACAGAGCUUCAGUAGGGAAGGGAAACGUGACUACAGAGAGGUUUUAGAUAUAGAGUUAUUGCAAUAGGUACAUGUUACCUGCUCAGUCAUCAAUCUUGUUUGAAGUAAUGGAUCCUGAAGAGCCGGUGUGAAGUUAAAAAAAAACAGCCACAUACAGGCUUUCUCUCUCUUCUAAACUGUGUCCUCCUUGUAGAUUUUCUGUCUGUCUUUCUCAAGUCGCUCUUUCUGUCUUGCAUGUUUUUUUUCAGGAAGUGGAGGGGAUGGGGAACCACACCAGUCAUAUGUGUUCCUCUAUCUCACCAACCAGCUGUACAACUGAUGUCACACACUGGUGCGACCCAUUGAUUAGAGACUGCCUGGCCCAGUUGACACUCUAGUUGGGUGUAGAAUGUGGCUAUUUGGUAGAGUUUUCUCACUCUCCCUCUCAGCGAGACUGGUCAGCUGUUCACAGUGCUAUGUACUAGCUAUGUACUUCUGUACAUACUGUAAGUUCGUAUAAUAUGUAACUACUGGACAUGAUGCAUAUAAUGUAAAACUCCUAUCAAUGUAUUAUUUUGUGUAUGUGUGUUUACUAAAUAUCCCUUUACUAAACAUCCCGUGCAGCAAAGGUCAAAUAUAUAUUACUUGUGUGCCGCCUAGUGGUGGGAUUAAACGUUGAACAACAGGACAAUUUGUAUGACAUGGGACAUACAAAUCCCGUUUAUAAUCUCGCGAUGUUUGACAAGAACGUCCCAGUUCUCCGCCAUCCUUGUGAGGCGCUUUGCAGUAGAAGGGCACGAAGAGAAGGUGGCCAGUAAACCAAAGACUUGGCACUUCUUCGUUCAACCAUGCUGUCUAGAAUCGUUUUCGUUUCAGGUAUGCAUUAUCAGCGUUUCGUACGUAAUAUUGAGUUGAAAUAGCAGUAGUAAUGCCACGAAGUGUGGCUGACUUGAAUGUGAAGCUGAAGGGUAAAGUCAGGAGGAGAAGGCCGCAAUCACAAUUGAAUGAGCAACAUGCUAACCAAGCAAGAACAGGCUAAAUAUAGCUAGCUAGCUAGCUAGUAAACGUUAAAUGUUACGUGCAAAAUUAGUCAUUGUCCAAUCUGGGUAGUUAUUGCACUCAGGAUUUUGAAUAACUAGCUAGUUACUGUAAAUGUCAAGGUAGCAGUCAUUGUUUUUACGUUAGCCGGACUAGCCUCUGAUCUCUGCCCUUGCUUGUUUGGAAAGGUGGCAAGCCUUCCACAGUUAACUCUGUUUGCAUAGCUACUGACAGCUGGCAACUCCUCAUCGUGCAAGUUCAUCAUGCAUGAUAUUGGUGUCUUGAAGUAGGUAUUUGUUUGUUAACCAACUAGUUAGCUAAAUAUUUAGCUAUGUAGUUAGCUAGGGACAAUGUCGAAUCCUGGACGCUAGCUAGUUUGCUAACUGUCAUGGCUAUUGCACUUGACAGCUGACUAACGUUGGCUAGCGAAAGCUUGUAAGUGGGCGCAGUUCGCUAGCACAGACUCUGUUUGUCCAUAUUAUUCCCAGCCCAUUAUGUGCUAAAUUGAGCAGCAGAGCAGACUCUUUCAAACAGCCACAUGUUUCGUUGACACUUUCAUUCAUGACAUUGAAAACAUUUGUACUUGUCUUUUUUAAUUUUUUAUUCUAUUGACUGUUCUUUCCUUCUCCAGCUAAUGCUGUGAAGAGCUGUGGUCCCCUCGGCGCUGGGUAUGCACCUGUUCAUAUGACUUUUAACUGGAGCUAGAUUGUUUUCUCCAAAUAAGCCUUGUUGCAAGACUUUUAAAUGUCAGUACGCUGCGUUUCAAAUAGUCAAGCAACAAUCUAAUUAAUUCAGGAUUUGUACAAUUUAUACCUAGACUAAAUAUAAGCCUUCCACAAACAUAAAACCCACUCAUAUUGUAAUUAUUUUAUCAAAAUAGCUUAACCUGCUUUUUUUUUUUUCAUUAAUCACUGAUCUGGUUUUCAAGUCUGUCUAUGAAAAUACCAUUUUUUGUAAAAAAAUCACAAAAAAAUCACACAAAAAACAGAAUGAUGCACAAUGUACAUCCACUAAUAAUGACCAACUUCUGGUAGCAGGCAUUAUAAUUAACACAGGUCUCAAGCACAAGCCCACAUGCUAGUGAGUAGCCAGCUAAUCUUUAUAUUUAAAGUCUAGCCAACUUGGAUCUAUUUGCUUGCAAACAAGGUAGAACAGUUAAACUGUAAUGAAUACACCCUCCUGUCUGUCUCCAACUGUUUAAACAACAUAGCCUGUUCACGUUGUUCAGAUGAAAUGAAGUGGCCUACCUGGAUAAGAAUAUACUUAUUUCUCAGAAUGUGAACCAGUUGCCAGUUCCUUAUAUAAAUGUAUAUUUUUAUGCUCAUUGCACAUUUAUAAAACACAGACUAGACAGCAGGCACAUAACAGUAUGUGGCUAAAGGGAUGCUAGUGCCACGGCAAUGGUACACGUGACAGAAACUGAGCGUUCAUUUCCCACAAUCAUGUUCAAUUAUACUCCCGUUUUUUAAUAGGGCUGCUUCAUUCCAUGUUUUGGGAGUUGAGACGUAAAAAGGUAUAUUUUUAAAAAGGUUAAGUUCAAACAAAUGUGCUCCUAAGAAUCUUGAUACAGGCAUUUGGAACAUCGCGCUAUCCAGCCUAAGCUAGAUACAUCUGCUUGUUUUACAUGCGUAAAAUCAUGGGGCGGCAGGUAGCCUAGCGGUUAAGAGCGUUGGGCCAGUAACCGAAAGGUCGCUGGUUCGAAUCCCUGAGCUGGCAAGGCAGUUAACCCGGAAUAACAACUGCUCCCUGGGCCACAAUGACGUGGACGUCGAUUUAAGACAGCCCCCCGCACCUCUCUGAUUCAGAGGGGUUGGGUUAAAUGCAGAACACUCAUUUCAGUUGAAUGCAUUCAGUUGUGCAACUGACUAGGUAUCCCCUUUCCCUAAAUGCCAAUUCACACUAGAUAUGUCAUUUUAAUGGUCCAGUAGUUUGAUAGGAUUUGGCAAACUAGAUAUUUGUUAAAUAUAAAUAACUGAAAUAAGGGUGACCAAAAUUGUAAUGGUGACCUUGAACUCUACAUUAAAGAUCUGCAUGCCCAUCUUCUCCAUAGUUCCCAAAAUAAAGUCUGCCUGUCCCCUGUCCCCUGUCCCCUGUCUUCCCAGGCUGGCCCAGCUGUCCCACCUCCACACGUCCCCCAGCAGCCAGGCCCCAGUCCCCGCUCUGCCAGAGAAAGGAGGCAAGACACGGCAUGGCAUCAUCCCAGAGGAACUCUUCCAGCUCCUGUACCCCAAGACUGGAGUCACAGGUCAGUAGAACUUCCCCCAAACCUGGAGCAAUGUUCAGAUAGAAAUAUGAUAUGUAGAACAAUAAAAUAAAUGUAGAAUAAACUAAUAAUUUAAUCUGUAUUCAUUACAUUUCUAUCUGCAUAAUCAACAACGUUUGCCUAUUGAAUGUGGCCAUGAACUUUCACCCCCCCUUCCUUGUCUGUUAUCACCCCCAGGUCCCUACAUCCUGUUAUGUUAUCACCCCCGGUCCCUACAUCCUGUUCUGUUAUCACCCCCCGGUCCCUACAUCCUGUUCUGUUAUCACCCCCAGGUCCCUACAUCCUGUUCGUUUAUCACCCCCAGGUCCUACAUCCUGUUCUGUUAUCACGCCCCAGGUCCCUACAUCCUGUUCUUGUUUAUCACCCCCCAGGUCCCUACAUCCUGUUCUGUAUCACACCCAGGGUCCCCUACAUCCUGUUUCUGUGAACACCCCCAGGUCCCCUACAUCCUGUUCUGUUAUCACCCCCGGUCCCUGUUACAUAUCCUGUUCUGUUAUUCACCCGGUCCCUAUAUCAUGUUAUGUUAUAACCCCCAGGAGUCCUACAUCCUGUUCUGUUAUCACCCCCCGGUCCCUAAAUCCUGUUCUGUUAUCACCCCCAGGUUCCCUACAUCCUGUUCUGUUAUCACCCCCAGGUCCCCUAAAUCCUGUUCUGUUAUCACCCCCAUGUCCCUACAUCCUGUUCUGGUUAUCACCCCCAGGUCCCUACAUCCUGUUCUGUUUAAUCACCCCCGUCCCUAAUCCAUGUUCUGUUAUCACCCCCGGUCCCUAUAUCCUGUUUGUGUUUCACCCCCGGUCCCUAUAUCCUGUUCUGUUAUCACCCACCCCGGUCCCUAUAUCCUGUUCUGUUAUCACCCCCGGUCCCUACAUCCUGUUCUGUUAUCACCCCCGGUCCCUACAUCCUGUUCUGUUAUCACCCCCCGGUCCCUACAUCCUGUUUCUGUUAUCACCCCCCGGUCCCUACAUCUGUUCUGUUAUCCACCCCCCGGUCCCUACAUCCUGUUCUGUUAUCACCCCCCGGUCCCUACAUCCUGUUCUGUUAUCACCCCCCGGUCCCUACAUCCUGUUCUGUUAUCACCCCCGGGUCCCUACAUCCUGUUCUGUUAUCACCCCCGGGUCCCUACAUCCUGUCUGUUAUCACCCCCGGGUCCCUACAUCCUGUUCUGUUAUCACCCCCGGGUCCCUACAUCCUGUUCUGUUAUCACCCCCGGGUCCCUACAUCCUGUUCUGUUAUCACCCCCGGGUCCCUACAUCCUGUUCUGUUAUCACCCCCGGGUCCCUACAUCCUGUUCUGUUAUCACCCCCGGGUCCCUACAUCCUGUUCUGUUAUCACCCCCAGGUCCCUACAUCCUGUUCUGUUAUCUCCCCCAGGUCCCUACAUCCUGUUCUGUUAUCACCCCCCGGUCCCUACAUCCUGUUCUGCUUCACGCUCUCUCCCCACUCACUCUCCUCUCUCUCUCCCUCUCUUUCUACCCACCCUCCUCUCUCCCCACUCACUCUCCUCUCUCUCUCCCUCUCUUUCUACCCACCCUCCUCUCUCCCCACUCUCCUCGCUCUCCUCUGUCUCUCUCCCCCGCUCUUCUCUCUCUCCUCUCCUCUAUAAAUGAUAGUAAAUAAACGUGGGCUUCUCCACUCCUGUUGUCUCCAGGCCCCUACAUGCUGGGUGCUGGGCUACUCACAUACAUCCUCUCCAAGGAGAUCUACAUCAUCAACCACGAGACCUUCGCUGCCGCCUGCAUGGGUACCGUCAUCAUCUAUGGUGUCAAGAAGUUUGGCCCCGACGUUGCUGCUUUCGCUGACAAACUGAACGAGGUGCGGAACUUGUUGUCCUUCUGAGUUUGUUUGGCCUAUUUGAUAAUUCAUUGCAGGUGUUCUUGUCAUAAAUCUUUGGUCAUUUGUAGUAGUUCUGGAGCGGUAUUUCCCAACUCCAGUACCCCCCAGCAGCCCAACUCCAGUACCCCCAGCAGUCCAACUCCAGUCCUCCAGUACCCCCCAGCAGCCCAACUCCAGUACCCCCAACAGCCCAACUCCAGUACCCCCAGCAGUCCAACUCUGGUCCUCCAGUACCCCCAGCAGCCUAACUCCAGUACCCCCCAGCAGCCCAACUCCAGUACCCCCCAGCAGCCCAACUCCAGUACCCCCAGCAGCCCAACUCCAGUACCCCCAGCAGUCCAACUCCAGUACCCCAACAGUCCAACUCCAGUACCCCCCAGCAGCCCAACUCCAGUACCCCCAGCAGUCCAACUCCAGUACCCCCAGCAGCCCAACUCCAGUACCCCCAACAGCCCAACUCCAGUACCCCCAGCAGUCCAACUCCAGUACCCCCAACAGCCCAACUCCAGUACCCCCAACAGCCCAACUCCAGUACCCCCAACAGCCCAACUCCAGUACCCCCAGCAGCCCAACUCCAGUACCCCCAGCAGCCUAACUCCAGUACCCCCCAGCAGCCCAACUCCAGUACCCCCCAGCAGCCCAACUCCAGUACCCCCAACAGCCCAACUCCAGUACUCCCAACAGCCCAACUCCAGUACCCCCAGCAGUCCAACUCUGGUCCUCCAGUACCCCCCAGCAGCCCAACUCCAGUACCCCAAGCAGUCCAACUCCAGUACCCCAAGCAGUCCAACUCCAGUACCCCCAGCAGUCCAACUCCAGUACCCCCAACAGCCCAACUCCAGUACCCCCAACAGCCCAACUCCAGUACCCCCAACAGCCCAACUCCAGUACCCCCAACAGCCCAACUCCAGUACCCCCAACAGCCCAACUCCAGUACCCCCAACAGCCCAACUCCAGUACCCCAGCAGUCCAACUCCAGUACCCCCAGCAGCCCAACUCCAGUACCCCCAGCAGCCCAACUCCAGUACCCCCAACAGCCCAACUCCAGUACCCCCAACAGCCCAACUCCAGUACCCCCAACAGCCCAACUCCAGUACCCCCAACAGCCCAAACUCCAGUACCCCCAACAGCCCAACUCCAGUACCCCCAGCAGCCCAACUCCAGUACCCCCCAACAGCCCAACUCCCAGUACCCCCAACAGCCCAACUCCAGUACCCCCAACAGCCCAACUCCAGUACCCCCAACAGCCCAACUCCAGUACCCCCAACAGCCCAACUCUGGUCCUCCAGUGUUUCUGGUCCUCCAGUGUUUCUGCUCUGGUGUACUGUAAAGAUGCACCAUGUUAACGCACGUUUCUACUUAAUUUUCUAUUGAGGCAUUUAGCUCCCCCUCCCCCCUUAUUUAAUGUCACCAGUCCUGAGACAUUGAAUAUGUUAUGCAAACUGUCCACCAUAUGCUGUCCCUCUGAGGCUCGUAGUCUCAUAGCUGACCUAUGACCCUGACCCUCUGACGGUAGCUGUGUUGGUUCUGACCCUCUGACGUUAGCUGUGUGGUUCUGACCCUCUGACGUUGGCUGUGUGGUUCUGACCCUCUGACGUUGGCUGUGUGGUUCUGACCCUCUGACGUUGGCUGUGUGGUUCUGAUGUUGGCUGUGUGGUUCUGACCCUCUGACGUUGGCCGUGUGGUUCUGACCCUCUGACGUUGGCUGUGUGGUUCUGACCCUCUGACGUUGGCCGUGUGGUUCUGACCCUCUGACGUUGGCCGUGUGGUUCUGUGUGGUUUUGCAGGAGAAAGUUCAGAAGGCUCAGGAAGUGAAGGACCUGGCCAUGAGCAGCUUGGCUCAGGCCAUCCAGGAUGAGAAGAAGGAACAGUGGAGGGCGGAGGGAAGACAGAUGCUCUUCGACGCUAAGAGGGUGAGUUACUGACUGAGGUCCCCUGUAUGUUAAAGCUGAGCUAAAGCCUAGGCUCAACCAUACACACUCAAAUUAGGUCAAAUCAAUCCAAUUAAAAAGUAUUUGAUAGGCCUACUUAACAUGGUCUUAAGUCCAGGAGUAAGCUUUUUAUCUAGGUCUGUUUAACCACUCCUAGGACUGGUUUUCCGGACGCAGACUUAACUAAGCAUAGACUUGGAUUAAAAAGCAUUGUCAAUGGAGAAUAUCUGUUUGAAAGAGAGUUUUAAUCCGGGACUAAACUUUCUCUGGGUCUGGGGAAACCAGACCAUAAUGUCUUGGUUUGAUUUUUUAGCAUGAGAUGGUGUACUAAUGUCUUCUCCUGUCCUCCUCUUCUCCGUUCUUCUUCCUCCUCUUCCUCCCCCACCCCCCCACCUCAGAACAACGUGGCCAUGCUGCUGGAGACCAACCGCAGGGAGAGGGUCCACAUGGUGACCAACGAGGUGAAGAAGAGGCUGGACUACCAGAUCGCCUUGCAGACCCUCCACCGCCGCAUGGAGCAGGAACACAUGGUUAACUGGGUGGAGAAGAACGUUGUCACCAGCAUCACCCCCCAGCAGGUGGGUUAGGGAUGGGAGACCGAUGGGGAACAUUAGGUAUUUGACUGGAGUGUAUAUAGUCAGGAAGGAGACGGGAGAUGGAAGGUCUAUAUACAAUAGUGUAUAUAGUCAGGAUAGAAGGGUAGGUCUAUAUACAGCUCUGGAAAAAAUUAAGAGACCACUGCAAAAAUAUACGUUUCUCUGGUUUUACUAUUUAUAGGUAUGUGUUUGGGUGAAAUUAACAUUUUUGUUUUAUUCUAUAAACUACUGACAACAUUUCUCCCAAAUUCCAAAUAAAAAUAUUGUCAUUUAGAGCAUUUAUUUGCAGAAAAUAACAACUGGUCAAAAUAACAAAAAAGAUGCAGUGUUGUCAGACCUCGAAUAAUGCAAAGAAAAUAAGUUAAUGUUCAUUUUUUAAAAACACAAUACUAAUGUUUUAACUUAGGAAGAGUUCAGAAAUCAAUAUUUGGUGGAAUAACCCUGAUUUUCAAUCAUAGCUUUCAUGCAUCUUGGCAUGCUCUCUACCAGUCUUUCACAUUGAUGUUGGGUGACUUUAUGCCACUCCUGGGGCAAAAAUUCAAGCAGCUCGGCUUUGUUUGAUGGCUUGUGACCAUCCAUCUUCCUCUUGAUCACAUUCCAGAAGUUUUCAAUGGGGUUCUGGUCUGGAGAUUGGGCUGGCCAUGACAGGGUCUUGAUCUGGUGGUCCUCCAUCCACACCUUGAUUGACCUGGCUGUGUGGCAUGGUGCAUUGUCCUGCUGGAAAAACCAAUCCUCAGAGUUGGGGAACAAUGUCAGAGCAAAAGGAAGCAAGUUUUCUUCCAGGACAACCUUGUACGUGGCUUGAUUCAUGCGUCCUUCACAAAGACAAAUCUGCCCGAUUCCACCCUUGCUGAAGCACCCCCAGAUCAUCACCGGUCCUCCACCAAAUUUCACAGUGGGUGCGAGACACUGUGGCUUGUAGGCCUCUCCAGGUCUCCGUCUAACCAUUAGACGACCAGGUGUUGGGCAAAGCUGAAAAUUGGACUCAUCAGAGAAGAUUACCUUACUCCAGUCCUCUACGGUCCAUCCUUAUGGUCUUUUGCAAACCUCAGCCUGGCUCUUCUUUGCUUCUCAUUGAUGAAGGUCUUUUUUCUAGCUUUGCACGACUUCAGCCCUGCCCCUAGGAGCCUGUUUCGAACCGUCCUCGCCGUGCACUUCACCCCAGCUGCCGUUUGCCAUUAUUUUUGUAGGUCACUUGAUGUCAUCCUACGGUUGUUGAGUGACAUUCGAAUUAGUUGGCGGUCAUACUGGUCAGUAGAGUUGUUUUCGCCCUCUGCCGGUCUGUAGCUUUGUUGUCCCCAAUGUCUGCUGCUUGACCUUGUUCUUAUGAACCGCCAUCUUAGACAUUUUAAGGAUGGAAGCAACCUGACGCUCACUGUAUCCCUCUGACAGUAAAGCCAGAAUUGAACCCUUCUUUUCCUCACUCAAAACUAUCCUUUUCAAAUCUUUUGGCAUGGUCAAUAGUUAAUUUCUGAUUAAUAUUACUUUUGAGGUACUAUUAGCACUGUUUUUGCCAUCCAGCUGGUCCUAUUGCAAGAGGAUAGUGAUGACCACAGCAGUGGUUUUUAUACUUUUCCUCGUUAAAUAAGAUUUGGUUCAUGUGAUCACCUAAUCAGUACCUAAUUCAGUAGAAUGAGGUGUGCCUGUGUUGGAAUUCAACAGACACUGGAAUGGAAUGGCUGUCAUACAUGUAGAGAUGCUGAUUUUAAGAAACAUUUGCAGUGGUCUCUUAAUUUUUUCCAGAGCUGUAUAUAGUCAGGAUAGAAGGGUAGGUCUAUAUAUAGUCAGGUUAGAAGGGUAGGUAUAUACACUGCUCAAAAAAAUAAAGGGAACACUUAAACUAAUCUCCCGAGUGGCGCAGUGGUCUAAGGCACUGCAUCGCAGUGCUAGCUGUGCCACUAGAGAUCCUGGUUCGAAUCCAGGCUCUGUCGUAGCUGGCCGUGACCGGGAGAACCAUGGGGCGGCGCAUAAUUGGCCAAGCGUCGUCCAGGGUAGGGGAGGCAAUGGCCGGCAGGGAUGUAGCUCAGUUGGUAGGUCAUGGCGUUUGCAACGCCAGGGUUGUGGGUUCGAUUCCCACGGGGGGCCAGUAUGAAAAAAAUAAAAAAUAAAAUACAAACAAAAAAAUAAAAAUAAUAUAUGCACUCACUAACUGUAAGUCGCUCUGGAUAAGAGCGUCUGCUAAAUGUUAAAUGUUAAAAUGUUAAACAACACAAUGUAACUCCAAGUCAAUCACACUUCUGUGAAAUCAAACUGUCCACUUAGGAAGCAACACUGAUUGACAAUACAUUUCACAUGCUGUUGUGCAAAUGGAAUAGACAACAGGUGGAAAUUAUAGGCAAUUAGCAAGACACCCCCAAUAAAGGACUGGUUUUGCAGGUGGUGACCACAGACCACUUCUCAGUUCCUAUGCUUCCUGGCUGAUGUUUUGGUCACUUUUGAAUGCUGGCGGUGCUUUCACUCUAGUGGUAGCAUGAGACGGAGUCUACAACCCACACAAGUGGCUCAGGUAGUGCAGCUCAUCCAGGAUGGCACAUCAAUGCGAGCUGUGGCAAGAAGGUUUGCUAUGUCUGUCAGCGUAGUGUCCAGAGCAUGGAGGCGCUACCAGGAGACAGGCCAGUACAUCAGGAGACGUGGAGGAGGCCGUAGGAGGGCAACAACUCAGCAGCAGGACUGCUACCUCCGCCUUUGUGCAAGGAGGAGCAGGAGGAGCCCUGCAAAAUGACCUCCAGCAGGCCACAAAUGUGCAUGUGUCUGCUCAAACGGUCAGAAACAGACUCCAUUAGGGUGGUAUGAGGGCCCGACGUCCACAGGUGGGGGAUGUGCUUACAGCCCAACACCGUGCAGGACGUUUGGCAUUUGCCAGAGAACACCAAGAUUGGCAAAUUCGCCACUGGCGCCCUGUGCUCUUCACAGAUGAAAGCAGGUUCACACUGAGCACAUGUGACAGACGUGACAGAGUCUGGAGACGCCGUGGAGAACGUUCUGCUGCCUGCAACAUCCUCCAGCAUGACCGGUUUGGCGGUGGGUCAGUCAUGGUGUGGGGUGGCAUUUCUUUGGGGGGCCGCACAGCCCUCCAUGUGCUCGCCAGAGGUAGCCUGACUGCCAUUAGGUACCGAGAUGAGAUCCUCAGACCCCUUGUGAGACCAUAUGCUGGUGCGGUUGGCCCUGGGUUCCUCCUAAUGCAAGACAAUGCUAGACCUCAUGUGGAUGGAGUGUGUCAGCAGUUCCUGCAAGAGGAAGGCAUUGAUGCUAUGGACUGGCCCGCCCGUUCCCCAGACCUGAAUCCAAUUGAGCACAUCUGGGACAUCAUGUCUCGCUCCAUCCACCAACGCCACGUUGCACCACAGACUGUCCAGGAGUUGGCGGAUGCUUUAGUCCAGGUCUGGGAGGAGAUCCCUCAGGAGACCAUCCGCCACCUCAUCAGGAGCAUGCCCAGGCGUUGUAGGGAGGUCAUACAGGCACGUGGAGGCCACACACACUACUGAGCCUAAUUUUGACUUGUUUUAAGGACAUUACAUCAAAGUUGGAUCAGCCUGUAAUGUGGUUUUCCACUUUAAUUUUGAGGGUGACUCCAAAUCCAGACCUCCAUGGGUUGAUACAUUUGAUUUCCAUUGAUAAUUUUUGUGUGAUUUUGUUGUCAGCACAUUCAACUAUGUAAAGAAAAACGUAUUUAAUAAGAUUAUUUCAUUCAUUCAGAUCUAGGAUGUGUUAUUUUAGUGUUCCCUUUAUUUUUUUGAGCAGUGUAUAUAAUAGUGUAUAUAGUCAGUAUAGAAGGAUGUGUAAUGAUAUAUACACGUGUGUAUAGAAGGGUAGGUACAGUGCCUUCGGAAAGUAUUCAGUCCCCUUGACUUUUUCCACAUUUUGUUACGUUACAGCCUUAUUCUAAAAUUGAUUAUUCUUUUUUCCCUCAACAACCUACACACAAUACCCCAUAAUGACAAAGCAAAAACAGGUUUUUAUAAAUUUUUGCUAAUUUAUUACAAAUAAAAAAACUGAAAUUACAUUUACAUAAGUAUUCAGACCGUUUACUCAGUACUUUGUUGAAGCACCUUUGGCAGUGAUUACAGCCUCGAGUCUUCUUGGGUAUGACGUUUCAAGCUUGGCACACCUGUAUUUGGGGAGUUUCUCCCAUUCUUCUCUGCAGAUCCUCUCAAGCUCUGUCAGGUUGGAUGGGGAGCGUCGCAGCACAGCUAUUUUCAGGUCUCCAGAGAUGUUCGAUCGGGUUCAAGUCCGGGCUCUGGCUGGGCCACUCAAGGACAUUCAGAGACUUGUCCCGAAGCCACUCCUGCAUUGUCUUGGCUGUGUGCUUAGGGUUGUUGUCCUGUUGGAAGGUGAACCUUCGCCCCAGUCUGAGGUCCUGAGCACUCUGGAGCAGGUUUUCAUCAUGGAUCUCUCUGUACUUUGCUCCGUUUAUCUUUCCCUUGAUCGUGACUAGUCUCCCAGUCCCUGCUGCUGAAAAACAUCCCCACAGUAGGGAUGGUGCCAGGUUUCCUCCAGAAGUGACGCUUGGCAUUCAGCCCAAAGAGUUCAAUGUUGGUUUCAUCUGACCAGAAAAUCUUGUUUCUCAUGGUAACACACACACACACACACACACACAGUUGAAGUUGGAAGUUUAAAUACACUUAGGUUGGAGUCAUUAAAACUCGUUUUUCAACCACUCCACUAAUUUCUUGUUAACCAACUAUAGUUUUGGCAAGUCGGUUAGGACAUCUACUUUGUGCAUGACACAAGUCAUUUUUUCAACAAUUGUUUACAGACAGAUUAUUUCACUUAUAAUUCACUGUAUCACAAUUCCACUGGGUCAGAGGUUUACAUACACUAAGUUGACCGUGCCUUUUAACAGCUUGGAAAAUUCCAGAAAAUGAUGUCAUGGCUUUAGAAGCUUCUGAUAGUCUAAUUGACAUCAUUUGAGUCAAUUGGAGGUGUACCUGUGGAUGUAUUUCAAGGCCUACCUUCAAACUCAGUACCUCUUUGCUUGACAUCAUGGGAAAAUCAAAAUGAAUCAGCCAAGACCUCAGAAAAAAAAAUUGUAGACCUCCACUAGUCUGGUUCAUCCUUGGGAGCAAUUUCCAAACGCCUGAAGGUACCAUGUUCAUCUGUACAAACAAUAGUACGCAAUAGUAAUCAUUUUACAUUUACAUUUACAUUUUAGUCAUUUAGCAGACGCUCUUAACCAGAGCGACUUACAGGAGCAAUUAGGGUUAAGUGCCUUGCUCAAGGGCACAUUAACGUCAUUUAGCAGACGCUCUUAGCCAGAGCGACUCACAAAUUGGUGCGUUCACCCUAUAGCCAGUGGGAUAACCACUUUACAAUUUGGGGGGGGGGUUAGAAGGAAUACUUUAUCCUAUCCCAGGUAUUCCUUAAAGAGGUGGGGUUUCAAAUGUCUCCGGAAGGUGGUGAGUGACUCCGCUGUCCUGGCGUCGUGAGGGAGCUUGUUCCACCAUUGGGGUGCCAGAGCAGCGAACAGUUUUGACUGGGCUGAGCGGGAGCUGUGCUUCCGCAGAGGAAGGGGAGCCAGCAGGCCAGAGGUGGAUGAACGCAAUGUCCUCGUUUGGGUGUAGGGACUGAUCAGAGCCUGAAGGUACAGAGGUGCCGUUCCCCUCACUGCUCCAUAGGCAAGCACCAUGGUCUUGUAGCGGAUGCGAGCUUCAACUGGAAGCCAGUGGAGUGUGCGGAGGAGGGGGGGUGACGUGAGAGAACUUGGGAAGGUUGAACACCAGACGGGCUGCGGCAUUCUGGAUGAGUUGUAGGGGUUUAAUGGCACAGGCAGGGAGCCCAGCCAACAGCGAGUUGCAGUAGUCCAGACGGGAGAUGACAAGUGCCUGGACCAGGACCUGCGCCGCUUCCUGUGUAAGGCAGGGUCGCACUCUCCGAAUGUUGUAGAGCAUGAACCUGCAGGAGCGGGUCACCGCCUUGAUGUUGGCGGAGAACGACAGGGUGUUGUCCAGGGUCACGCCUAGGCGUUGGGUUUUUAAUGACUGCUACCCUGGGUUCUCUUCAAAUGCUUGAGCAAUACCAACAAUGGAAUAAUCACACACAUAUUUGACACGACACCCCAGUCAGGGUCGAACAAACAAGUAUUCUGAAGAAGCUAUGCUCUUUGAACCUAGGUCUGGCUACCACGUGGCAGCUCUACCAGCUGUUGUGUACACAAACACAACUGGAGACUGUAAGUCUCUCUGGAUAAGAGCGGCUGCUAAAUGACUAAAAUGAGACAAAUGCCACAAAUCCAAAACUUUCCUGCACGUGGUAUUGAAAUACUGCUCUUCAGAAUACUGCGGUGUGACUUAAUGAUUUCCCAGGGGUGGUGGGUCAGAGUCAUGCUGUGUAUAAACUCUCCACUAGAGGUCCUGCCAUGUUUUCUGUACGUAGCUUGUGAACUCCAGUAUUGAUGGCCAAUAGAAUUUACAGCUCAACUUUCUGCAAUAGGCUUUGAUUUUUUUCUUGAUUUCUUUGACCCUUGACCUUUUGUCAUGCCUUGCUGUCUGACUAACCCUGUUGGUUCGUUUUUGUGUUUCAGGAGAUGGCGAGUAUUGCUAAGUGCAUCACAGACCUGAAGGUGUUGGCUAAAGUCCAGCAGGCAAAGGCUACUGCGUAACUCACUACAUGUACUGUCUAGACACACUCUCCUGAACCCCAACUCAUUGAUGCCCACUUUUCAUUACAAAUAAACUAUUUCCUCUUUUAACGAUAUGGUCUGUCCAUAUGUGUGUGUGUGUAUAUACACGUCAACUGAUCAUAAAAUAAAAGGUUCAUUUUGUUCACUAA